Molecule: messenger RNA, 369 nt
Organism: Bacidia gigantensis
Lineage: Eukaryota; Fungi; Ascomycota; Lecanoromycetes; Lecanorales; Ramalinaceae
Exons: 2
Coding region: 1-369 (122 amino acids)
Source: RefSeq, a predicted model, not a curated record
AUGCCCACCUCAUACAACUCUUCCCAGAAAAGUGCGAUAGCCUCAUUCGUAGGCUUGACUCAGGUCAAGGAUAGUGUUGCUGCGAAGUCAAGUCAAAGAGCGAUAUGGGCAGGAAUCAUGACACAAGGCGUCGGCGGGCUGAAAGCCAAAAACGAAUCGGAACCGAGACCCACACAUUUCUCAGAACCUUGGACCUUUGGAAAAGAUUCACUGCAUAACGUACCCGCUGUUACGGAGGGCGAAGAGGAGUGGGCAGCAGAGUCCCAGGCACUUCAAGCUCGCCUUCUCAAUCUGACCUGCCAUCCAAGGGCCCGGACAGAUGACAUUUGGCAAAAAGAGGGCAAGAACAAUCGCCCGAAAUAUAUCUGA